Rhinopithecus roxellana (golden snub-nosed monkey) is the source of this 1017-nucleotide messenger RNA. RefSeq names its product G-protein coupled receptor 42. The record is from RefSeq and is a predicted model, not a curated record. NCBI's taxonomy places the organism in Eukaryota, Metazoa, Chordata, Mammalia, Primates, Cercopithecidae. Gene Ontology annotation, biological process: cellular response to fatty acid; G protein-coupled receptor signaling pathway. Gene Ontology annotation, cellular component: plasma membrane. Gene Ontology annotation, molecular function: G protein-coupled receptor activity.
AUGGGUGCAGGCCCCGACAAGUCCUACUUCUCUGGCAAUCACUGGCUCGCCUUUUCUGUGUACCGUCUCACCUUCCUGGUGGGGAUCCCCCUCAACCUGCUGGCCCUGGUGGUCUUCGUGGGCAAGCUGCAGUGCCACCCAGUGGCCGUGGACGUGCUCCUGCUCAACCUGACCGCCUCCGACCUGUCUCCCUUUCGCAUAGUGGAGGCGGCCAGUGGCAUGCGCUGGCCCCUGCCUUUCAUCCUCUGCCCUCUCUCCGGAUUCAUCUUCUUCACUGCUGUCUAUCUCCCUGCCCUCUUCCUGACAGCCAUGAGCAUUGAGCGCUUCCUGAGCGUGGCCCACCCGCUAUGGUACAAGACCCGGCCGAGGCUGGGACAGGCGGGUCUGGUGAGUGUGGCCUGCUGGCUGCUGUCUUCUGCUCACUGCAGCGUGGUCUACAUCAUGGAAUUCUCAAGGAACUCCUCCCAUAGGCAGAAUACCAUUGAGACCUGCUACAUGGAGUUCCAGGAGGACCAGCUGGUCAUCCUCCUGCCUGUGUGGCUGGAGAUGGUUGUGGCCCUCUUUGUGCUCCCCUUGAUCAUCACAAACUGCUGCUAUAGCCGCCUGGUGUGGAUCCUCGGCAGGUGGGGCAGCCACCGCUGGCAGAGAAGGGUGGCGGGGUUGGUGGCAGCCGCACUGCUCAACUUUCUUGUCUGCUUUGGGCCUUUGCACGUGUCCCAUGUCUUGGGCUUUGUCCAGGGUGAAAGCACGGUGUGGAGGACCUACGUGAUGCUUCUCAGCACCCUGAACUCCUAUGUCAACCCCCUUGUCUACUCCUCCAGGUUCCAAGCCAACUUUCACGGGGUGCUGAGGAGGCUGUGUGGGCUCUGGGGCCAGUGGCAGCAGGAGGGCAGCUUGGAGCUGAAGGAGCAGAAGGGAGGGGAGGGGCACAAGGAGGACCUCACAGAAGAAAGGAAGAGUAGUGGACUAUAGCAGGGCUGUGGAACUGGUGGCCAGGUGGCCUGUGCUGAAAGCUAG